Molecule: messenger RNA, 990 nt
Organism: Miscanthus lutarioriparius
Lineage: Eukaryota; Viridiplantae; Streptophyta; Magnoliopsida; Poales; Poaceae
Source: the annotation of a GenBank genome assembly
AUGGCAAUGAUGGCCGGGGCGCCGUCCAUGGAGGUGGAGCAGGACCUCCCGGGCUUCCGGUUCCACCCUACCGAGGAGGAACUCCUCGGCUUCUACCUCUCCCGCGUCGUCCACGGCAAGCAGCUCCACUUCGACAUCAUCGGCACCCUCAACAUCUACCGCCACGACCCCUGGGACCUUCCUGCGAUGGCGAAGAUCGGGGAGCGGGAGUGGUACUUCUUCGUGCCGCGCGACCGCAAGGCCGGCAGCGGCGGGCGGCCGAACCGGACGACGGAGCGCGGGUUCUGGAAGGCCACGGGGUCGGACCGGGCCAUCCGGAGCUCAGCCGACGCCAAGCGGGUGAUCGGGCUCAAGAAGACGCUCGUCUUCUACCAGGGGCGCGCCCCGCGUGGCACCAAGACGGACUGGGUCAUGAACGAGUACCGCCUCCCCGACCACGCCGCCGCCGGCCGCGCCGCGCCGCCGCCUCCCAAGGAGGACAUGGUGCUCUGCAAGAUCUACAGGAAGGCCACCCCACUGAAGGAGCUGGAGCAGAGGGCCUCUGCCAUGGAGGAGAUGCAGAGGCGCAGCAGCGAGGCCAGAGCAGCAUCCCUGGUCCAGGCCGCAGGCUCCGCCGGCGACGACUACCUGUCGGUGUCGUCGGACGACGCCCACGAUAGCAGCUUCCUGCAGUUCCCAUCCUCGUCCUCGUCCUCGUCCUCGUCCGCGCCGUCGGGCGACAGCUACGGUGCGCCCGCGCCCGCGCCCAGGGAGGCCAAGACGGAGGCCGCGGACACCACGGCGGUCACGGUGGCGUCGACGUCGUCGUCCCUGGUGCAUGCAGCGAGCAUGGCGGCCCCGGCGGUGAGGCACGCUGACCUGCCCACCCUUCAGGUGCCGACGAACAACCUCGGAGUGGCGGACUGGACGCAGAUGCAGGACCCGUUCCAGCUGCGCAGCCCGUGGCAUGACCAGCUUUUCUUCUCUCCCUUAGCCAACCUGCUCUACUGA